This is a messenger RNA of Portunus trituberculatus (swimming crab), 7049 nucleotides long. RefSeq names its product glutamate receptor ionotropic, NMDA 2B-like. Gene Ontology annotation, cellular component: plasma membrane; postsynaptic membrane. NCBI's taxonomy places the organism in Eukaryota, Metazoa, Arthropoda, Malacostraca, Decapoda, Portunidae. Gene Ontology annotation, biological process: monoatomic ion transport; modulation of chemical synaptic transmission; synaptic transmission, glutamatergic. Gene Ontology annotation, molecular function: NMDA glutamate receptor activity; transmitter-gated monoatomic ion channel activity involved in regulation of postsynaptic membrane potential. The record is from RefSeq and is a predicted model, not a curated record.
UAAACCAUCUCUCUCUCUCUCUCCCUCUCACCUCGCAUAGAGAAAGGGAGAGAGAGAAAAGGGAGAGAUAGAGAGAGUUAAAUAGAGCGAGUCAGUCUCUCUCUCUCUCUCUACACUGGAAUUUGAUAUACAUGAGUAGAGCUGACAAGGCUGGAAAAGGCGUACAUCUCGAGGCCUGGAAGGUUUAAAGGCCGCGGAAGGUUGAGGGGCGUCUGAAACCACCAACUGGAACCUCUCGAACAUCAUUUCUUAUGGGAAGUUAUUGUGGUCUGGCCUGGAACCUGGAGGACAAGUGUUAGCAUCUCCUUGUUUAUUCUGGAACGAAGAACACAGCCUGGAAUUGUCUCACACUCAUUCGCUGCUCUUCCAGGCAAUCUUAGUCUCCGCCACCGCCUGGAAGCGAGAAAAACUGGAAGCAGAAGGAGAGAAUGUUACUGGACUUUUCUCCUUUACAGAAUAUAUCCUGGAAACUGCCUGGCUGCAUUUUUAGUUGAUUUCCCAGCGGUAGGGGCAUUUCCAGACUUUCCAGACACUCGCCUCGCUGGAAAGACUCGCAAAACACUUCCUGGAAUUCAGUGUGCUGCUGGCCAUGCUCAUUUUGCAAAGCAGUUGAGAAGCCUGUGUUUCCAAACCGUCCUGGAAAGAAGUAGAGAGGGUUUCCAGGCAUCUAUUCCCUCUGGAAACUAAGAUUACUAAAAUUUCCAGCGUUCUUAAUCCUUCUGGAAAGACAUAGUGGUAGUUUCCAAGUCUUUAUGCCCUCUGGAUGCUAGCAUUACUAAAUUUCCAGCACUUAAUCUUGCUGGAAACACGUAGAGACAGCUUCCAGACCUUUAUACUCCCUGGAAGCGAAGACUGCUAUAUCUCCAGCCUUCAAAACCUUGCUGGAAAGAAACUGUGACGGUUUGCAGGCUUUUAUGCUCUCUGGAAGUGAAGACCACUAAAUUUCCAGCACUCAUAAGCUUCCUGGAAAGUAGUGACGAUUCCCAACCUUCUUUACUCUCUGGAAGCGUGAAUUCCUGUAUUUCCAGCCUCCAGAAUCUCGCUGGAAAAAACUAUACCUUUCCAGUGCUCCCAAUUUGCUGGAAAAGGACUUAUCAAAAAAUUCCAGUCUUGGAGAUCCGCUGGAAGGAAGUAGAUUUUCCAGGACAAUUGACGGACCCCCUGGAAACAAGACACGGCCGUUUCCAGUUCACCAUCUGCCCUGGAAAGAUAUCCGAGGCUCCCAGCAAACAGUACACGGGGGAAAAUGAUCUGAAGGCUUCCAGUUUUCCAGCAAUAAGGGAAAUUCCAAGCUGUGUGAAGCCAAAGGAAGGACAUUACUCAAUAUAUCUUCCAGUACAGAAAAGACUGAUUCCUUCCAGCAUUUCCAGACCGUGUACCCACUUAACACUUCCAGUUAAUAAGAAACUGACUUUAUCCUCUUCAUCUGCUUGAAAAUACGACUCUAACCGCUUCUAGUCCAGCCAAAGGUCCUGGAAAAAGGAGUAUUUGAGCUUGUUAAGAGUCACUGGAAGGGUACACGCUGGAGGCUCCGGGACAAGGCUGUGGAGUCCUGGAAAGUGUGAUUCAAGUCUUCAGUGUGAUCCUGCAAGUGUUCUGGAACCUGAGACCACUGGAAAUCGUAGAAAAAAAAAAGGAAAAUAGAUAAAAUAGUAAAAUCUGUCUGGAAAUUAGAAAAAUAAAUAGAGAAAACAACUGGAAACUGGACAAAAGACUGGAAAAUUAAGAAACAGGCUGGAAUAUUAAUAAGAAGUCUGGAAAUUUAAAACUGGAAAGACAUUUAAGCUUUUCAGACAUAAUAAAUUUGUUUACUAGAGAGAGAGAGAGAGAGAGAGAGAGAGAGGAAGAGACUAGAAUUUCAAACGACUUAUAAAGAGGAGAAGACUAAACAGAAACAGAGAAAGAGAGAGAGAGAGAGAGAGAGAGAGAGAAAGAGAGAGAGAGAGAGCCCUGGAAUAUUUCUGGAAGUGGAGGAAACUAAAAAUACUUUCACGAGACAAAGAAGAAGAAAAAGAAAAAGAGAGAGAAGAAAAAAAUUGAAAACAGACAGACAGACAAACAAACACUGGAAUGAAGACCUGUCCUGGAAUCUUAUCUUCUGGAAUACUGGAAUAACAAGCCUGGAAUACUGGAACGUAGGAAGAAAAUGGGAAACUGAUGAAGAAAAUGAGAUACAGACACGGCUCGAAGAGGGGACCACUCCAGAAAUCGCAGCCUUAGCUAAUCUGACCCAUUUGCCCUUUGAAAACUUGCAUUCCCGCCUUCUUAGCAGUAUUCCCAAGGGGUGAAAUAAGGGGCACCUCCACCCCUAGGUCAGACUGGGCUUAAGGGACGCUCAGAAUGGUGGAAGGUCGCUAUAUAGAAGGAGGAGAAGGAGGUGGAGGAAGAAGAAGAAGAAGAAGCUAUGGUGAGAGAGUCAAAAAUAUAAAUCUUAGAAAAACCUUAUGCACUGUUACAAUAUUAGUCAUUCUCGGGGUAGGGGCGAGAGGUGUGGGCCCGCCGGAACCUCACCCACCGCCAGAGCCCCCAGUGGUACAAGCCCUGACCAUUGGCACGAGGUUUCGACCCCCAGAACCCACGCCAGUUGAAUCCGGGUCGAGGAGCGGAGUGAGAGAAAGGCUGAACGUUGGAAUUAUAAUGCCAAUGACGAAAUUCAAGCAGAGAAAGUACCAAGGGCAGGUCAGAACGGGCUUAAAGGUCUUUGAUAACGAGCUCGGGAAGAAAUAUAUGUUUGGAUACAGUGAAUUUAUCCAGCAACAGCUUCCUAUCAACCCAUCCCCGACCAAGAUCCUGGAUACUCUCUGUGAUAAGUUCCUGCCGAUGAACGUGUCAGCCAUCAUCUACACCACGAAGGACGAGAUGUUUGGGCGCAAUACAGCCUCGUCCCAGUACUUCCUUCAGCUGGCGGGCUACCUCGGCAUCCCUGUCAUCGCUUGGAAUGCCGACAACUCUGGUCUCGAACAGGCAUCCAUGAGUGGGCUGCGCAUUCAGAUGGCUCCCUCGAUCCAUCACCAGGCCGCCGCUAUGCUGAGUAUCCUUGUUAGAUAUCAGUGGCACGCCUUUACCAUUGUCACCAGCCACAUCGCGGGACACUCCGACUUCGUGCAGACAGUGAGAGACCAAGUUCACCAGUACAGGGACACGCAAGACCUCUCCAAACCUAAUAUCAAGUUCACAAUUAUAGACACUGUGUUACUGAACCAGGCGGAGAAGGACUUAGCGGUGGUGGUGGACAGUGAGGCUCGGAUCAUGCUACUGUACUCCACCAACGACGAGGCGAAACACAUCAUGAGGUCCGCGGAGAAGCUCAGUUUGACCGGCAAGAACUACGUGUGGAUUGUGACGCAGAGUGUGGUGGGGCCCAGCGAGUUUGCCCCGAGUGACUUCCCCGUUGGCAUGCUGGGCGUUCACUUUGACACAGACGACAACGCCCUACAAGAGUCUUUAGUGACCACAGUUCGCAUCUUCGGGUAUGGUGUCAUUAACUUGAGUGACGCCAGGAAUGAACACCUUAGCCUCAACCCACAGCUGUCUUGCGAGGGUCACACCAAUGCACGCUGGGCCCUAGGUGCGACUUUCUACAGGUACCUCAAGAACGUGAGCGUCCCCUACGAUAAGGUAUAUGAGGACCUUGACUCGAAGAGGGAAGACAGACACAACGUGGUAGAGUUCCUGCAAGAUGGGACUAGGAAGGAUGUGGAGCUUAAGAUAAUGAACUUAAGGCCUGGCGGAGGAUCAGGCAGCAGCAAGAAGUGGGAGGAGAUCGGCACCUGGAACUCUUGGCAACCUGAGGGGGUCACCAUUAACGACAUUGUGUGGCCGGGUCAUCAACACGUCCCGCCUCCUGGAGUUCCGGAGAAGUUCCAUUUAAAGAUUGUGUUUCUUGAAGAGCCACCCUACAUCAGCCUCGCCUCGCCGGACCCAGUAACGGGACAGUGCAGUGCGAACCGGGGUAUUCUGUGUCGAAUUGCUACGGAAGCGAUGAUGGCCAACGUCACCAACGUCACCCUGGCACAGCAGAACAGCACGUAUUUCCAGUGCUGUUCCGGGUUUUGUAUUGACAUGCUGCAGAAAUUUUCCGCCGAAUUGGGCUUCACUUAUGACCUCUUCAGGGUUGAGGACGGGAAGUGGGGCACGCUGGAGGUAAGCCACGGGGGGUACAAAUGGAACGGUCUUGUGGCAGCUCUGAUCAACCACCGCGCUGACAUGGCCUUGACAAGCUUCAAGAUUAACUCAGAGGAAAGUGUCAUAGAUUUCACUGUGCCCUUCCUGGAAUCUGGAAUAGCUAUAGUGGUGGCCAAGAGGACUGGAAUCAUCUCACCAACUGCAUUCUUAGAGCCUUUUGACACCGCCUCGUGGAUGUUGGUGGCGUUUGUGGCGAUACAAGUGGCGGCCCUCACUGUCUUUCUGUUCGAGUGGCUCAGUCCUGGAGGCUACAACAUGAAGGUCGCCCCCCCCACAGAUCACAAAUUCUCGCUGCUCCGGACCUACUGGUUGGUGUGGGCAGUGCUGUUCCAGGCCGCAGUUCACGUCGAUUGCCCCAAAGGAUUCACAGCAAGGUUUAUGGCAAACAUCUGGGCAAUGUUUGCUGUUGUGUUCCUUGCCAUCUACACAGCCAACCUCGCGGCUUUCAUGAUCACAAGAGAGGAAUAUCAUGAUCUGUCUGGCAUUGAGGACCACAGGCUCCAAAACCCGUAUUUCAAGAAACCACCUUUUAAAUUCGGCUUCGUUCCCUUCACUAACACGGAGACGAUCCUUUCCAAGCACCAGCCAGAGAUGUUCCAGUACAUGAGACAGUACAACAAGUCAUCUAUCACUGCCGGCAUCAAGGCUAUCAAGAAGGGAGAGCACGAUGCCUUUAUCUACGACGCUACUGUGCUGGAUUACCGCGUGGGACAGGACGAUGAGUGUACACUGCUGACUGUGGGCGCUUGGUACCACAUGACAGGGUACGGUAUUGCCUUCCCCCGGGGCUCCAAACACACUGCCCAGUUCAACGAGAGGCUUAUGAGCUAUAAGGACAACGGAGACAUGGAAAGGAUUCAACGGUUCUGGCUAACAGGGGCGUGCAAACCGAAGAAGCAGAACAAGAGGGCUUCUGAACCACGCCUCGAACAGUUCCUCUCAGCUUACCUGCUUUUGCUCACCGGGGUCCUGCUGGCUCUGGUGCUUCUGCUGCUGGAACACGCUUACUUCAAAUACGUGAGGGGUCAUUUGCAGAAAACCGACAAGGGGGGUUGCUGCGCCCUCGUCAGUUUGAGCAUGGGUAAAAGUUUGAAUUUCCGCGGUGCUGUGAUAGAGGCCCACAAUAAGCUUCUCCGCCACCGCUGCCGGGACCCACUCUGCGAUACCCACAUCUGGAAGGUCAAACACGACUUGGACAUGGCGAGGGUCAAGAUCAAGCAGCUGGAAAAGGAACUGGAAAGUCAUGGAGUGAAGCCUUCCAGGAAAUUCGCCACGAGCAAUAUUCUUACAAGCUGUUGGAAGCCUCGCACGAACGGCUCAGAGGAGGAGGAAGAACCACGAAUCUUAAGUCUCGUCACAAGUCUCACAACAGCCCCGGAGAAGGAAAUGAUUGGGUCACAUCAAGUAUAUGGUCUGCAGGAUAUGACCAGAAACCAUAUCACAUCUAACGAGCCCCCACACCCCUCCACAGCCACGCAGGCCACCCCGACACCUGAGACUGGGGCCAGACAGAGGCAGCGGGAACCCAAGAGAAGGCACAUGAUAGGAAGAGUUACAGAAGUUUGAGACUGACUUAGGUCGUCGCAAGAGAUAAGGGAAAUAGCAGAGAUGGAGACUGUUCUAUAAGGAGAUGGUAUGACAUAUUGCUGUAUAUAAUCAUGUUGUAUUUGAUGUAUUUCUUUCAUUCUUUAUAUUUUUUUCAAGAGGGUUGGUAGAAAAUUAAUGGGGUUUUUUUUCUGAUGUUCCACCUCUGUUGAAGAAAAUGAGAUGCAUGUGGCAAGAUGUUUGUUAUAGAAAGUGGUUUGCGUGUUAGAAAACGUGAAUACUAAAGAAGAUUAUGUGUUGAAGGAAAACUUGAGGUAGAGAAAAAAACGUGGGAAUAUUAAAGAAGAUUAUGUGUUGAUAGAAAACGUGAAUACUAAAGAAGAUUAUGUGUUGAAGGAAUGGGGAUAUAUUAAGAAGAUUGUGUGUUGAAAGAAAACUUGAGGUAGAGAAAAAAAACGUGGGAAUAUUAACGAAGAUUAUGUGUUGAUAGAAAACGUGAAUACUAAAGAUGAUUAUGUGUUGAAAGAAAACUAGGGGAAUUACUAAAGAAUAUUGUGUGUUGAAGGAAACUUAAGAAGAUUAUUUGUUGAUAAGAAAACGUGAAUAUUAAAGAUUAUGUGUUGAAAAGAAAACGGGAUGUGUUGACUACUGGUGAUUUUGGUGUUAUUUAGGUUAAUAAUACUGAUAGUAGUGAUGUUGCUCUGUGCGUCAGUAGCUUUAGUAUUAAUACCGAUAAUGAUAAUGAUAACAAUAAUAAUGAUAACCUUACCCAAAAAUAUAUUAAAAAAAAAUGUAUAUAAUAACGAUAGAAAAUAACAAAAAAACUUAAAAAAAAAGAACUUUGAUAUCUAUUAAAAAAAAUAUCACAGCGAGAAAUAAUAAUAAUAACGAUAAUAGUUACAAUAAUGAUUAGAAUACGCCAAUUGUUUAUAUAAUGUACUAAUAAUAAUAAGUAUACAUACAUAUAUCUAUAUUUACGUGCAUGUGUGGGUGUGAGUGCGUGUAUGUGCGUGUAUGCGUGUGUUGGCGUGCUCUAUAAUACCGAUGCUCAUUUGUUGGUCUGUAUAAGCGAACCAGGAAGAAUAUAAAGGCUUGGAUCUCUUAUGUAAGGAAUCCAAUCUCAUAUAUAGAGGAUUGGAACGUCUAUAGCGGCGCCGGAUGAGAUUCAGACACAUAUAUCGCGUCUCUAAAACUUCUUGUACCUUCCUUCACUUCAUGUUGUCUAUAGUGUAAGGAGCGGCGGUGUGUGUGUGUGUGUGUGUGUGUGUGUGUGUGUGUGUGUUUGUUGCUGUUUUGAUUGUUAUUAUUAUCAUUAUUAU